CCCCCCCACACAAAUUGCGCUUAUGGAUUAAUGAUUACUAUCAAAAUCUUCUGUCAUCAUAAACAAUAAUAUAGUAAUGAUUUACGAAUAUGUAGAUAAUGUUUCAAGCUUAAUAAUUAGCAUUAUUUAUUUUAUUAUUGCUUACAAAUAAAAUAGCAAUGGAGAAGCAUUACUUCGUUAAUAAAAAGAGCAAUUUUUUAGGUAAAAAAAAUUAAAAUAUUAUUUUUUUUGAAAUGUUAAGAACAUUUAAUUCACCUUUAUUCUUUAUUUCACUAAUUGCUACAUUUUAUACCUGUAUUGUUUAGUUAUGUUAUAGGACAUAGGUACAGAAUGAAAUUCAUAAUGAGUAAUGACUAACAAAGUAUAUAUUAUGUACAAUGUACAUAUUCGUUAAUCGUUAAUCUACGUUAAAUAGGUAGGCAUUUGAAAGAUAUAAUUUCAUAUUUUCAUUUCGGCUAUAGAAAUAGAAUAUAGGUAGAAACGGUUUUGGGGUUUUAUCGAUUCCGCCGUUUUAAUAUCAAUAAAUUCCGCCCGUUAUUUGUCUAUAUUGAUUCCGUCGGCUAUCAAUUACGCCGUACUUUUUUAUUUCAUUUUAUUAUCAAUCCGCUGAAUAAUUGAAAAUUAUUUAUUUUAAUAAUAACAAAAUGCAAAAUGCUUACAUUAAUAUAAAAUUAAUUUUUAGUUUACUUAUAACAAUAUUACAUUGCUAAUAAAACAAUUCAGUGGAGCUGUUAUGCAACGGAAUCGAUAGAUUUCUUACAGGUCAUUUAGACGCAAUCGAUAUACGCCCGUAGGAACCUUCUACCGAAGAUAACGUUUUAAGGUUCCGUUGUUCACUGAUUAGCCAUACCGAUCCCCACUACUAAAUCUUCUCAACAUAUAACGAUCAAUAUUCAAACUGAUAAAUACGGCGGCCUGUUCCAUACCUCAAACGUGAAACGAUCACAAUUCAGUUUAGCUCCAGUAGUCCAGUCUAUGCACUAACCACUGUCUCUUCACGAUACACUGAGCCAUCACCAUCAGUUACAUUGUUCCCGAAAAGUGUUCUCAGCACAAAUAAAAAUGAAGACAACAAUAAUAACCACCAGUAUCCUAAUCGUAUAUUUGAACAUUGUCAUAGGGACACCCUUGCAUCCGUUGCACCACAAUGAGCAUUACAUGAAUCGGAUGCAACAGUUUUGUGGCCAGCAUCUAACUCGAGAGCUUGACAUUCUAUGUGGGGGUGAUUACUAUGACCCCAAUGGUAGUGGACAUAUAAUGCAAAAACGGAUCACCGAAGAAUGUUGUAGUAGACAUUGUUCUAGGAAUUACAUUAAAAUGAACUAUUGUCGUCCUUUAGCCGAAGAAACAAUAUUUACUGAUUCGCCAGUUAUAAGUCCUAUAGAGGAGGUUGAUUACCUUGGAUAUUAUUUUGAACUACUUGGACGUGUAUUGGAACCUAUCGAGGAGGAUUAACCAGUACAACAACAACAUAAACACAAUAUAUUUUCAUUCAAUUUUUUUUAUUAAUAUUAUGUAUAAGUAAUGUAUUAAUAUUUUUUAAUGACAAUAGUAUAAUAUUUUAACACAAUAAAAUAUUCAUUUCAAGA
Rhopalosiphum padi (bird cherry-oat aphid) is the source of this 1589-nucleotide messenger RNA. RefSeq lists its product as uncharacterized. NCBI's taxonomy places the organism in Eukaryota, Metazoa, Arthropoda, Insecta, Hemiptera, Aphididae. The record is from RefSeq and is a predicted model, not a curated record. Gene Ontology annotation, cellular component: extracellular region. Bases 1063 to 1455 code for a protein of 130 amino acids. Gene Ontology annotation, molecular function: hormone activity. The transcript has 5 exons.